Molecule: messenger RNA, 1952 nt
Organism: Larimichthys crocea (large yellow croaker)
Lineage: Eukaryota; Metazoa; Chordata; Actinopteri; Sciaenidae
Gene: ubxn10
Product: UBX domain protein 10
Exons: 2
Coding region: 105-809 (234 amino acids)
Molecular function (GO): protein binding
Source: RefSeq, a predicted model, not a curated record
UGACGCUUAAAGAGAGGUGCUUCCUGCUGGAGCUGUGGAGGAAAAGGGUCUCAAAGGUGACGCUAUCAGACGAGAGAGCUGCAGAACUUCACUUCUGAACUCCAAUGCAGGAGAAAAGCUUCAUAUCGAUGCAUUUAACACGACCAAAGUCCUCCAAAGGACGGAGCAGACCCGCUGUGAGCAAACCAGCUGACACAGACAGCAUGCCGAGGUCACCUGAGUCUCCAGACUCACCUGUGGUGGUGCACAGCAGGCCGGACAGGAACCUCCGCUCGCAGUCUCAGCCCAUCAUGUGUCAGGAUGAAGUGCUGGAGAUGCUGCAGCACGCUCCUGCUGCUCCACCACAGUCCUUAAACAAGUACAAGGUCCUUCCAUCCAUAGAGAGGAGAGGUCUGGACAAACACAUGUCCAAGCUCAGCCUGUCUGAUGAGGCUAUCCUGCAGCAGAGGCACAGGUGUGAAGAGCCAGACGUCCCUGCAAGGAGCCCUGAUGUGCACCAGCCUAAACCACCUGACCCGGGACCAGCAACCACCAAAGAAGCUGGGGCCCCUGGCAGUUUGCUGUUAGCCAUCCGAGCUCCAUGUGGACGGAGGUUUCAGCAGCACUUUGACCCCUCGGACACUCUGCUGACGGUGAGAGCCAGCGCUGAGCUCAGGUAUGGAGCCCUGUAUGGAGUCACCUCCAUCGAGACCAUGGACGUGCCCCGCAGGAGCUUCACAGACAUGGACAUGACGUUGGCCCAGUGUGGCAUCUUGAACAGAUCGGUGCUGUGCAUCUCACAGAGUGACGCUGUCGUGGACUACGACUGAGUGUAGAUGAUCAUCAAGUCCCUCUACAUUAAGCUUGGAGGUUUGAGCUUCACUGUGCAAGUCAAAGUCAAAGUCAGGAGGCCUAAAUCUAAAGUUUAAGACGUGUACAUGGGCCAACAUGCAACAUAAGACCUCCAGCACAUGCGCUUCCCUUUAUAGCAAAGCAGUAGACAUUUGUCCAGCAGAUAAACUUAAGUGGAUUUUACUCAUUUAUUAACUUUUUGGUUGAAAAACUCAAUCACACUCAAAUCAUUGUGUAAAUUCAACAAAGUAACUGAAUGCAGAGGAUCUUUACGUGGACGCAAGCUUGUUUUUUUGUAACUUUUAUUGACAAAUUCAGAAUAAUUCAUGCAUUAAUUAAUCAAGCUGGAGACUUGUUUUGUUGCACAGAUUGCUUUAUAUACCCACAGCUGACCUGCGAGGGUUUAAAAUGACACGCAUGUUGUAUGUUUCACAAAUUAACAGGACAUGAACUCAUUAAGAGCCGUUAGAUUUCAUAAUCAGAGAUGUUGCUGACAAUAAAGAGUUUUUAGUUUAUGUUUGUUGGUAAUUUCCACAUCCUUUGUUUUCUUUUUCUUUUUAUGAUCUUAGAUGCCAAAUUAAGACUUUUAUUACAGGUACACAGAGGUUAAUAAAUACUUUCAUACUGUAACGACUGUCCUGCUUUUAAAAUGUGUAAAUGUUGUGACUGUUUUAAAGAUCCGGUGUGUACGAUGUACUGACAUCCUGUGAUGACCGCAUUAUAUUGAAAGGUGUUUCUAAUAUUAUGGCCACUCCAGUGAGUUCUAGGUCUGUCCUCCAAGUUGGACGUGCCCUAAACACCUCCAAAGGAAGGCAACCUGAUCAAUAUUAGAAACACCUUUCAAUAUGAUGCUGUUCAACCACUACGACCUGAAUAAUUAACAGAGUAGUGUUGUGUUGGAUCACAUUGAUUUGUACAGGUGUUCCUAAUGAAGUGGCCGGUCGGUGUAAAGUGUUUAAGGGCUCUUCAUUUUCAGGUGGUUAUGGACUCUCUGCCAAUAAAUGUUACAGACUCGUGUGUGUUAGUAGUAUAGAUAAUUAAUAAUAAAAAGACGUCGCAGCAGGAAAAGCAAAGCUGUAAAUGAUAAAAAUCAUCGUUACACUGGUGUGUUUCUUUCCGAG